Messenger RNA from Colletotrichum spaethianum, 3117 nucleotides. Its product is annotated as cyclin-dependent kinase inhibitor FAR1. The record is from RefSeq and is a predicted model, not a curated record. The transcript is spliced from 4 exons. Lineage: Eukaryota; Fungi; Ascomycota; Sordariomycetes; Glomerellales; Glomerellaceae. Bases 1 to 3117 code for a protein of 1038 amino acids.
AUGGCGUCCGGCACCGGCCGCAACCGGAGGGAGCGCACUUUUGUAGGAAGUGAAUGCGCCGUCUGCGAGGAGCCUUUGGAGCAUACGUUGCAGGGAGAGCGCAUUCUGCAAUUCUCCUGCUCGCACGUCUCGCACGAGGCUUGUUUCUACGAGUUCAUCCGCGAAUUCGAAGCGCAGUACUGCCCAUCAUGCGAUGCGCCGCUACAUCUCGACACUAGCCGAGGCGGCAAUGUCUUGGACAUCGAGAAGAUCAGCAGCCUCGUCAAGUCUAGCCACUCUACUGACAAUAGAUCAAAUCACACUCCUACGCCUACCGCCACGCCAUGGGAAAACCCGACGCCGCGACCGACAAGCAUCGAGUCGAACCAGAGGAACAUGCCCAGUACCCACACGCGCGAAAGCGCGCCUCGGAGCACUGGGCGCGAUAGGGAAAGCAGUCAACCGCCAACGUCGGAUCGAUACGGCCCUUCAAGGCAUGCUCGCAGCGACAGCGAGGCCACGGGCGUCGCAUCGUCUGGAGGCUACCCCGAGACGACACAGAGCGGACCCCCGCGCAGGCACGACUACGACGUCCAGGCGAUGGAAACAACGCCGGGGAGCCCGCGCGGCAUUACCAGAAAUCCGAUCCCGGCGCCGACUGUGACUGUUCGAUCCGAGUUCCCCACCAUCAACAGGUCUCGCCAGCAGCAGACCCUAACCUGUCUUAUCACUGUGGAAGUGCCCGAUAAUAAAUGGCGGCCCGACCCCGAAGAUCUCGGGUCAGCCCCGCCUGGCCCGUCCGCCGUGAAUGCCAGAAUCGACGAUGCGUUUGCGAGGCCGCCAUCACCGGCCCGGAGCGCGCCGCGGUUCUAUCCGUACGAGUCUCGGGAGGUGUUGGAGGAAAUGACGGAGAACCUCCGAAACCGGGUGGACAACUGGCACGGGCUCGACUUCAGCAGGUUUGGCAAAUUGCGGCUGUACGGCACGCUCCGCGUCGGCAAGGACAAGCAAUCGUGGCAGGAGCUGGAGUGCUUCCUGUUCGCCGAAAUGUUGAUCUGCGUGAAGGAGAAGAAGGUGCCCCUCGCAGGACAGUGGGAUGAGAAUGGCAUGCCCAAGAAAGCCACACGUUGCACGCUGAAAGGAUCGAUUCUCAUCAAGAAACACCUCAACGAGGUCUCGGAAACGGGCAGCAUCGAUGAGAACGUCCUGACACUGAACCUUUCUGUGGCGGAGCUGCCCCAGUUCCACCUGCGAUUUGAGAAUCGUAAUCAACUCAAGCUUUGGCAUCAGGCCCUGCUUGACUUGAACGCCGUUGAAACGUCUCCUUUGCGCAGCCCGGAGUACGACCGGGGCGAGUUUUCGGAGACGGACGAGGAGGACUGGCAGCGGGGAUCGCGACAACAGAGAGUGUCGUCGGUUGCCUCAUCAUGGGGCGGGCCCAAGUCCGUCACCACGGCGCCCACAGAGUACACCAACUUCCAGAGAAGCCCGACCAUGCCCGCUUCGGUCCAUGUACCGAUCGAUGUUGUUGUCGUGGUGCCCAUAUCGUCCUCAAUGCAGGGCGUUAAGAUCAACCUUGUCCGCGACGCUCUCAAGUUCAUGGUCAACACCCUCGGCGAGAGGGACAGGAUGGGUCUCGUCACCUUCGGGUCUGGCGGCGGCGGCGUGCCUAUUGUAGGCAUGACCACCAAAGCCUGGCCCGGCUGGAGCAACGUCCUAUCCUCCAUCAAGCCGGUCGGUCAGAAGAGCCACCGCGCCGAUGUCGUCGAGGGCGCGAAUGUCGCCAUGGACUUGCUCAUGCAGCGCAAGUACAACAACCCAAUCGCUACUAUUAUGCUCAUCAGCGACGCCUCGACCUCCGAUGCCGACAGCGUCGACUUUGUGGUGUCUCGAGCCGAAGCAGCCAAAAUCACCAUCCACUCGUUCGGUCUCGGCAUGACUCACAAGCCAGACACGAUGAUUGAGCUGUUCACCCGCACCAAGGCAUCCUAUACAUACGUCAAGGACUGGAUGAUGCUCCGCGAAUGUCUCGCUGGUUGUCUCGGCGCCAUGCAGACGCUGUCUCACCAGAACGUCAAGCUCAAGCUAAAGCUGCCCGAAGGAUCGCCGGCCAAGUUCCACAAGAUUAGCGGUGCCUUGCAGAUCACCAAGCGGGCGACCGGUCGCGAUGCUGAGGCCUCGCUCGGCGAUCUUAGAUUCGGCGAUAAGCGCGACGUUUUGGUGCAGCUUGUCAUCGUGCCGGACAACACAUCGCAGGAACAGCUGCCGCAGGAUCCCUGGGACAACAUCGUCUCCGGUCUGGAGGCGCUGGGCGGCGCCGUGGAUGGCGACGACCAGCGAAUUACGUCUGUAGAGGAGGUCCCUCUGAUCCAGGCGGACCUCACGUGGGGAGACAUACUGCGUGACGGCACGCUGUCGCAUCUCCCCCGCCCUUCUCUGCUCGCCAUUACCAUGCUUCCCCCCGCGGCGAAGCAGAAGAACUCGUGGGCCAACUCGCCCCCGAUCCCGCCUCACCCACACAUUGUUCAGCGGCGCAUGGAGCUGUUGACAUCCGACAUGCUAACCCGCGCCCUGACCCUCGUGUCGCGCGGGCAGCACGACCGAGCGCACACCCUACUCAACGAGACUCGAUCUAUCUUGAAGGGGCUUGGCAAGGGUGGCCUCCCUCCUAUUCCUCCGCCGUCGGCGCCGCCAAACAGGUCUCUCCCAUCUACCCCGCACCUAGGGAACGAGGGUUCCCCGUCCAUCACACCCGACAGGAAGCAGACACCAUCCCCUACCCAGUCCGCCAACUCAUCGGCUGUUAAUGGAUACCCGGUGGCCGCAAUCGGGCGCAGCCGGUCCAACGAUGGCCUUGGCUUGGGCGCCGGCAUCGACGCCAACACCGUUGCUGCUCUUGACGCCGAGCUCGAGAGCAGUCUCGAGUGGAUCAGCCAUCCUGCUGUUUUUGGCCGCGACAGUCGCAAGGCUGUUCUGCAAGCUAUCGGAGUCAUCAGCUCCCAGCGCGCCUUCACCUUCCGCACACCCAUCGAGUCUCUUUGGGCGGGUCGUGUCGCGGGCGUGAAGAAGCUUACCAGCAAGAGCCGCGAGUGGCGCGACGAGGGCGGCGGGGAGGGCGGCAUCAUGGAGGAGGCUUAG